Mus musculus (house mouse) is the source of this 4687-nucleotide messenger RNA. Its product is annotated as predicted gene, 53607. Bases 26 to 1042 code for a protein of 338 amino acids. NCBI's taxonomy places the organism in Eukaryota, Metazoa, Chordata, Mammalia, Rodentia, Muridae. The transcript has 2 exons. The record is from RefSeq and is a predicted model, not a curated record.
AAAGCUAGGCGGGUGGGUCCGGGGGAUGGCGGCGAGGGGUCGCGGGACGUGCCCGCAGCCGGCUCGCUGGGUUCGGGGCGCCACGCGGAGGUGCGGCUGCACCUCGGGAAGGAGGCGGCGGCGGCGGAGCCCAGAGACUCGGCGUCCACCAGCCGGGGCUCCCUACUCACGCUGCACCGCGAGGAGGCGGCGGCGGAGGAGGAGGAGGCGGCGCCCGGCCGGCCCCCGCCCAGAGCCCGGCGGCCGCCGAGUGGCCGCUCGCGUCCCCGCAGGACCCGCCUCCUCCGCUCCGCAAAGCCGCGCUCAGGGCGCGCCGCGCUCGGCACAGCAGCUCAACCGGCCCCGCGCCGGCGUCCGCAGCAGCAGCAACAGCAGCAGCAACGGGCGGGGUGCAACCCGGGGCGGGGUCCGGGGACACCGGUCCGCAGACGCGGAGCUCAAGGGGCAACGGCCAGCUCCGGGGCAGGGGCCCGGUGUGCACCGGGUGACCCGCGAGACCGCCCGAGCAGGCAAGGGGGGAGGAGGGCGCUCACCCGUUCCGGUCCGACGCUCCCUUCUUCUCCACACCUCCACGCCUCCCGCUCCACGCUGGCAGCGCAGCUGCUCCCGCUGCCUCUGCCACCGCUGCGGAUGCUCGCGCGGCCGCCGCUGCCGCCUUGGCUGGGCGCGGUCACGUGACGCGGCCCGCGGGGAGCCUGAGGGCGGGCGGGCGGGCGCGCGCGCGCGCACGAGCGGAGGUAGCGCCGCUCGGACCGGGACUGGCGCUUCCCGGAGAGGGCGUUUAAGGGGAGGAUCCGGCGAGCGCGGCCCCGCCUGGCGAGCGCGCGCCCGGGGUGGGGUGAGGCGGCGGGGAUCAGAACUUGCAGCGCGCGGUGUGGAAAGGGUGGCCUGUAGUGCGGGGCGGGCGACUCGCGCCUCCGCGCGCCCCUCCCUCUCUUCCUUCCCUGCGCGCCGGGCUCCCGGCUGCCCCCGCCCCCUCCUGCGCUGUCGCCCCCUCCCUUCCCCUCCUGCGGCGGCUUCCGAUUGGCCGUCGGGGCUCUGACGUCUGUGUUUCCAUGACGUGUCGGGGCCGGGGAGGGCCGCGGGAGGGGGCGGCGGGGGAGGAGGGGGCGGUGACUCCGUCCGUCACCGCCGGUGCCUGGGCGCGCGGCCCGGCGGCUCCUGCAACGUGAGGAAGCCGGAGAGCGACGAGUGCCGCCGCAGUGGGACGCCCUUCACUUGGGGUCCCGCUCGAGUCGCCCCCGGGUGGAGGCGAUGCCGGGUCACGGGACGGGAGAGCGGCUCGGCGCCCACUCCCUAGCGGACCUGUCUCCUGUCCCGGACGGUGACGCACUCGCCCGACAGCCAAAGUGCCUUCCCUUUUGGGAAGAGAGCCCACUCGCCCUGUAGGCGCGCUGGCCCGGCCACCGACACCGGGGAUCCCCGCUGCAGCGCCCAAACCGUGUCCUCUAGCCGGUGCAAGCAGGCCUCGCAAGGUCCGCUUGAAGUCCUCGUGUUUCUCUUUUGGGUUUGCUGCUGCGGCUGCUGCUUUUUUUUUUUUUUUUUUUUUUUUUUUUCCUACCUGUGGCGAGCUAGUGGGUCUUUAAUUCAUAAUACUUAAAUCCUGCCCUCAUCUUUCCCGAGGAGAAAGGAACAAGAAAAAAAAAAAAAAUCAUGCAGAGUACCGUGCAGUAUUUAGACGGUAAAAGGUAGCCGACUCUGGUCCAACCAGUUCAAAAGAAAACCGCUCAUGAUUACUUCUACUUUAAAAAAGGAUAUUCUUGACUGUAUCCACACAUUUAAAGAUGUGUAUCCUGUCCCAUCUUUCUGUAAUCUCUGCUUGAACUAAAGGUUCCCCCUUCCCCCGAACAAUUUAGACCUUAUCCGUGUUAUUUUCAGCAUCACUUAGCUUGAGAAAAAAACAUCAAAAAAAGUGAUCUGUAAGUGUUUUGUUUUGCUUUUUUCAACCCUGAAUUGGAAGAAUUGGUAGUUUCAUAGUCUUCUCCAAAGCACACCGGUAAGACAAGUACUGCAUUAUGUAUGUUCCCUGUCGGGUAGCAUUUGUUUUAAAAUAAUAUAAAGGCUUGAAAAGAAAAUACUUGAGUUUAAAAGCAAAUUUUCCAUGAUAAAACUGCUGAAAAUAAUUUUUCCAUUUAUAUCUUCCACCAGGGUAGACAUUACCAACCUCUGAGCUGUGCCCUUGACAUGUAAAACUGGCACUGGGUAUUUCUCUCUCUCUGUUUAUCACAGAGAAUUGGUUGAUGUGAUACAAUAAAUAGCCCUUCCUGCUACUAUUUCAAAUCUACAAUUAGAAAAACAAAUUAAUUAAAUUUCAUUUAGGUAAUUUCCAGUAUUUUCUCACCCCGAAGUAUCUUUUAGAAUAACGCAGACACAUUUAUGAACUCUUGGCUACUUCCCCGCUUUUCUCCAAGGAAGUCCCCAUAGAAAAUUGAAUUAUGCAUUCUAUUUUAAUCAAGAAUUUGACAUUAAAGUAUUAAGUGAAUCAUUGCAUGCUGCACCAGCAAAACCCAUAAUAGACUAAACUAGAAUCUGUUCACUUUGUGGGUUUGCUGUAAUUCUAACUCAUAAGAUGCAUGUUGUAGAGUAUAUGCUCACGAAAAAUCACCGAAACUCCUUACUAUAGAGCAUGAUUGCAGUGAAAUUUUUAUUGGUAUCCAAAGAUGUACCCACAAGUGAAAACAUGCAUGUCCCAGAACAUAGUUGUGUGCACUUCAUGUGAGUUGCAUAUAUGAUAAACUCGCUCUCAGAUAGCCAGGGUAAUUGUACUGUAUAUUUGAUUUGUGUGUUUUUAUGCUUCAGAUACAAAAUUAAAGCUGAAACCAGUAUAGAAGCAGCUGAGCUUUAGGAAGUUCAAUUCCCCCCUCCUGCAGGGCUUCAUCCUAAAACCUCCCCAAAUGACAUACUUUUCGGUGUAAAACUGCUGAGUUGCUUAAUUAGGGUUUCUUAUUUUCCUCUGGUGCAAGAGAUGAGACUGAAGCCUCAUGGUGUCCAGCAAGUCCAUGGGGUCCUGGGCUAGUGCUCACCCUUCAGCACUUUUCCUUAGAAAAUAUGGAGCUGCCUGAACUCAGAAAUGCCCCUGUGUAUUAUAUGAGCGCAUCAUCUUCAUCUUGGACUUAAUUUAUCCCAUGGAUUAAUUGAUCUGGAGAUAUAGUAGUAUACAUUAAAAGCAACACAAGACAAUUUUCUAUUAAAUAAUAGGGUAGUUUUGUAAAUGUGUUUUCAGAUACAGAAGUGACUGUUUUUGAUGUUAUAUUGAAGAGGCAAUAACAUAUUUGGCAAUUUUCAUAGGUGCAGUCCUUUCCUUCCUUAUAAUGGUAUAAUUGUAUUGACAUCUCUCUGGUCAAUUGAUUAGUUCAAGCUGUGUAACUCAUGCAGAAAGUCCUCAAUGUAACUAAAUGUGAAGAGAAACAUUAGGCUCUUUAUUCUCUUCAGGGUCCCAGUGUAGCAUGAUUUCAUACUUCCAUAAUCCCAGCACUCAGGAGGCAAAGACCAGGAGGAUAGAGAAUUCCAGGUUAUGUUAACUGUCUAUGGAAAACACAAAGGGGGAAAUACACAGGAAGAGCCAUUUACCCUCCUGCCUUCAUCCCACAGUUCAUGGUCUCCAUUGCUCUAUCGGUGGCUCUCAGCCUUCCUAUGACUGUGGUGAAGCCCAACCAUAACAUGAUUUUGUUGCUGCUUUGCAACUGAAGUUUGCUGAUUGUGAAUCAUAAUGCAAGUGUCUGAUAGGCAAGCGCUUUGAUAUGAGACCUCAAAAGGGUUAUGACCCAUAUGUUGAGAACCUCUGCUUUAAGCCAUGUUGAAGCACGACGUCCUAGUGGGAAGUCUAUGCUAGAGCAAAGCUCUUUGCUUCCUGGUGGCUGGAGGAGAGGUAGCAUAGGGUGGAAGGAAGACAAGAGAGAAGAAGGCAGGCCAGGAACCGAGAUCCAGCCUUCAGAGAUGCUCUGCUUCCCUGGUGCCUUUCUCCCUCUGGGUAGGCCUGACUUUAUUAUAGCCCAGUCAUCUACAGACACAUUAAUGGAUUUAUUCACUGAUGACUUGAGAGUGUUCACGAUCUAGUCACCCUUGAGUACAGUUGUCGGACCAAGCCUUCAGCACAAGAGCCUUUGGAAAUCCUGCACGUUGUAGCCCCACUUCAGAAGUUUAGAAUAGGGCUGGCGAGAUGGCUCAGCGGUAAAGAGCAUUGACUAUUCUUCUAGAGGUCCUGAGUUCAAUUCCCAGCAACCACAUGGUGGCUCACAACCAUCUGAAAUGGGGUCUGAUGUCCCCUUCUGGUGUGUCUGAAGAGACACAUAUACAUGAAUUAAAUAAAAUAAAUAUUUUUUAAAGAAGAAGAAGAGGAAGAGGAAGAGGAAAAAGAAGAAGAAGAAGAAGAAGAAGAAGAAGAAGAAGAAGAAGAAGAAGAAGAAGAAGAAGAAGUAGUAGUAGUAGUUGUUGUUGUUGUUGUUGUUGUUGUUGAGAGGUAAAUGGUGAUAUGUUGCAGCAGCUGAACAUGGACAUCCAGAAUACAGGUCCAUCUCUUUCUGCCCUACCAUCAUCUCUGAUACCAUCUCUAUCACCAGGAAGAUUCUGUUAGCUUAUUUUCCAUGUAAUUUUUAAAAUGGUUUUGAUUCUGUUCUUGUUUUUGUCUCCUUUGUACAUGUCCUUUCAAGAAGAGCCAUAGUAAAGAAUUACCUUGGUGAGCAAUGCA